AUGGAUAGAAUUCAACCAUUCGUUAGGGAUCACCUUUUAUCACGAAGUUUUGACGAUCCUGACCGACUUUUCCGCGAUAAAAGAGUGCAAGAAACGCUUCUUUUAUUACCAACGGAUGGAGGUCUUGCUUCAAGACUGAAAAAACGGAAAAGCGGCACCUCGCUACUGCAUAGACAAGCUAACCAAGUACCUAAACAUGCCAAUUAUCGGAAAAUUAAUCAAAACUCAAAGAAAGCUCUUUCCGAGUAUAUAAAUUCCAGUCGUAAGGCAACUAGCGACGCUGAAAAAAUCGCUAAUGAGAGGAAUCUACAUAGCAAGGAAACGGUUAACGAGUAUUUGAAAGAGCAUCAUGCGUACGUGUACAACAAAUUACCCCACUAUUCGAUUUUUUCACAAAUGUAUCAGGAACUAUGGGUUAAUUACAUGCGCGAGACGUUAGGCAUUCCUGCAAGAAUGACGUCUGCAUCACAACUUAGCAUCAAUGGCGCCAAUUCUCUGUUAAAAUUGUCCAUGGCCGAUUACAACGGUGCCAAGCUUAACGUCACGAAAAGCUCAAAUCCAAAUUUGGUUGGUAUAGAGGGUAUCGUUGUGUGGGACGCCCAGCAAAGCUUCAUUUUGAUAACAGAGGGUACUCUGGUAGAUAAAAUUAAAUGCAUACCGAAAAAGGGCACCGUAUUCACCUUUGAAGUACCAAUCAAUGAAGACGAAGCGCUGCAAUACUCAAUUCUUGGCGAUAGAUUCAAAUAUCGUAGUAGCGACAGAGCCGGCAGAAAAUUCAAAAGUCGUCGUUGCGACGAUCUGUUGUAUUAUCUACAGUUGUGA
Messenger RNA from Lachancea mirantina, 822 nucleotides. Lineage: Eukaryota; Fungi; Ascomycota; Saccharomycetes; Saccharomycetales; Saccharomycetaceae. The record is from the annotation of a GenBank genome assembly.